GUUACUACUAGUAAGGCACUUGUUACUAAUAGCUUCUUGUUACUGUGCCACCGUUUGAGCACAAUGAUAAACCCAUCCAUCACCAUCCAUCACGAUCGUGAGCAUCCAAAGCACCGAGUAAGGUACCAACUAGGACAGCAUUGCAGUGAGAAGAAACCGGUCGCAAGCUGAAGUAAGCUCCGAAGAUGAAGUAGAUGAUAUGCAGACAAAGCUGAGGCAACAUGCUUUAGUAGCUAGAAGCUACUAGGUUGGAGGCCAUCGCUAUUAGGUUGGAGGCCACUACUACCAGUAGCUAGAAGCUAGUACUAAAGGCAUCGCUACUAUUGAGCAAGGCAGUGGUGGAGCUUUGUAUGCACGAAGCCAAACAAGCUCCACACACAUUGAAAUGGGGUUGCAAACAGGCGGCCAAUCCUAAAUCGAGUGGAACUGCAGUUCUCCCAUUUUCCUUUUCCCGUCCGUUUGCAAUUGUACAUUACAAUUGCCCAGCUGCACUCCAUCACCAGUGUUUUGGGCACGUGAUGCCACAACGGACUGACGUGUUCUCGUGUUGACAUUCAGCAGGCAACCGAGCACAAUGGCGGCUUAGAGCACAAUCUUGACGGGACACCUUCAUUGCAAACUCUUGAUUAUCCAGACCGGCGUGGUGCACUUUCCUUAAUGGACCUCUUUUUUCAUUUCCUUUCAAUUCUGUUCGUUUUCAGGCCUGGCCCUUCCCGUUGUUACAUUGCUGGAUACUUUCAGCUUACUUGAAAAGGAAUCUUGCCUACAGAUCUUUAUAUUGAAGUGCCAUCCGUAAAUUUCUGACGAUUUCUGUUUCUUGAGAUCUUGUUCCAUGCCCAGCUUCUAGUGGCCUCAAAACUGCACAUGCUUUCUGCAGGUUGCAGUUGGUUGACUGCAGAUGCUCUUCCAGGAGCAGCUAAGUUCCGUCUCAGAGGCUGAAAGUGCCAAACGGGCCUUGCAAAAUGAAUGUGAUGAUUGUGAUGAUGCUGCCCUGGAGCUCUUGCAUCUCCGUGCUGGAAAAACUGCAACGGGUGGGGCAGACUCGACAGAGACAGAGACAGGCACUGCGGAAUCGGCCGAUGAUUCACGAUGGAAAAUCUUUGGUAUCAACAUUUGCUUUGGCUGUGGGACAUGCUGCAAUUUGAAUAACGACGCGCUUUGCUGCUCCGCUGACAGUCAAUGUAGCUUUGUGAAUGGUUCUGCAGCCUGUGAAGCCCCUGCUCUUGGACGAGACAUCGAUAUCGGUGGCACAUAUGGCUCAAUUACUACAGGAGAUGUCACGAUUGGAACACCCCACGGUAAACAUGGCAAGUGUGGCGGCUGCCGAAAUUGCUGCCGCAGUCAUGUUCGCAAGGGAGGCCAGGAUAGCUAUCAAGAGGUAUGCUGCCCUUCAGAUACCACGUGCCAGUAUGAGGGAAAUAAGGUGUCAUGCGUUCACGGGAGUCGAGGAGGCGGAGCAGGCGGUGGAGACAUCCACAUUGGCGGCCAUUAUGGGUCAGUUCACACGGGCAACCUGACGAUUGGAUGAAGCUGUGAUACGACGACAAAGCGCGCAACGAAGAUUCAAGGCUAGUCACAGUCCUGCCGCGCUGCCCCUUCAAGUACGCUCAGACUCUGAGAGUUUUGACAUUUUGACUGUGGCAUCUGCGGAUGGCCACAGACGGAUGGCCACUAUAAGCCUCUAUGCCAGUGACCUUGAACUUGAGAGGAACGUUAACAGAUGUGCCAGAGGCGAGAAGCAUUUCACCAAGUCACUAUUCUGGUUAAAGAACUCAAGGGUUUGGUAUGUUCAAGUUCCGAUUGAGGUUCCAAAUCCAGUGUUCCUGUUAGAGCUCGUCACAUAUGCCAAAGUGCAUACGAGCAGUCGAUGGUUCCAUGCGAACAGUUUGAAGUAGUCCUUUUGCCAAGAUAAUGUUUUGUGGUGAAGGGCGGAAAAGAGGGCGAAGAUAGCUGAAUGGGGUUUCAAGAGCAUCAUUUGUUUGCAUGUCAACAUGGACAGCUUGUGGAGAGGUUUAAGUUUAGGCUAGACUGCUAGACUCAGCUCCCUGAGGAGUCUUGUGACCAAUCAGAGGAGUUGACGAUUGACCUUGGCUAAUGAUCGGAAGACCUCUUGGACGUGAGAUUGAGCGGACGC
Messenger RNA from Durusdinium trenchii, 2134 nucleotides. NCBI's taxonomy places the organism in Eukaryota, Dinophyceae, Suessiales, Symbiodiniaceae. The record is from the annotation of a GenBank genome assembly.